Molecule: messenger RNA, 2757 nt
Organism: Trypanosoma theileri
Lineage: Eukaryota; Euglenozoa; Kinetoplastea; Trypanosomatida; Trypanosomatidae
Product: putative RNA-binding protein
Exons: 1
Coding region: 1-2757 (918 amino acids)
Biological process (GO): regulatory ncRNA-mediated gene silencing
Cellular component (GO): RISC complex
Source: RefSeq, a predicted model, not a curated record
AUGUCUUACCUUGUGUAUGCAGUGGAUAAUGCAGACCGACUCACUUUGCUCGGUCCACCCACGCCUGAGGGGGGACCCAAUUUGAAGCAAAUUGCGUUGAGUUAUAUUCAUGCACCCAAGCUUGCGAGGCGUACAACCGGUGGGGAGUUUGGACAAGAGGAACCUUGUGCGUUUGAAGCAGCGGAAUUAAUGCGUACCACGUUUAUUGGAAAACCUGUUAAAUUUACAGAAGAUUAUGUUAUUGAUGCACUUCAGCGACGUGCUGGGCGUCUAACACUGGUAAACGGAGAGGAUGCUUCAAUUUUGCUUCUACAAAAUGGUUUUGCAACACUCCCUGAGCGUAUUCCUCCUCGGAUGGAUAAAGCAUUGUUUUCAAAGUACACUGCACUCAUGAACGAAGCUAGAGCUGCGAAGAAGGGUAUAUUUGCUCCUGAUGCCGCACGACAUGUGCGUAAACUAGUGGAAUUAAACUCAGAGGAAACAGUAAAAUUGGGAACAAAAAUAAAAGGAAAGGAAAUUCUUGUACGUGUGGAGGAGAUUCUCCUUCCGACUAUCCUAAUGGUCUCAGCUGAGAGCCUUGGAUCUACACAUAUAGCAGUUCAUAUGCCGGGUGUCACUGUAAAGGAUCCGGACUGUAUGUCAGUCUCAGCUGCCGCGAAGUUUCACACGGAACGUUACUUACUUCAUCGCAAAGUGAAUAUUCUCUUUGAAGGUGUUGAUAGUUUUGGUAAUAUUCUGGGUUCUGUUACCUCAUCUAAAGGUGUCUUUCAAGUGGAACUACUAUCACGAGGACUUGUUAAACUUAAUGGGUCAACAUUGGGAUUUACAUCUCACGCUGAAGAAUUUCAAGCUGCAGAGAAGAAGGCUAAAGAAGGUCGACUUGGAUUGUGGAAAAAUCAUGAAGAACCCAAAGAAUCUAAAACACUUCAGGUAAAUUACGGUUCUGCAGCAUCAGCUACCCCUGGACUUCCAGUAAAGAAUGUUAAUGGUAAUAAUGGACCAGAAUAUAAAGGACCUAUGAUGUUUAAUGCGGUGAUUGUGCAAAUUAUAAAUGGUGAUACUAUCGCAGUACGUGUGGAAGAAACAAAUGAAAUUAUUCGUGUUUCACUUGCAGGUGUGCGUUCUAGCAAAAAUGUAACGCGUGAACAAGAUGGUCGUUCUCCAGAGACUCGUGUAACAUAUAGUGAUUAUGAAUGGGAGGCGAAGGAAUUUCUUCGAACACACUAUAUUGGUAAACGUGUGGUGGUUCAAGUUGAAUUUGCGCGACAAAUACCAGAAACAAAAGAGGUAAGACCAGUAGCUCUUGUAACAGUAUGUGAAACCGGUGAAAACAUUGGCGUAUCACUACUAGAGACAGGUUAUGCUACUUUUUCUCUUGGAAAGAAUGAUAUCUGUUCAGCUGCUUCCUUACUACAGAGUGCUAAUGAAAAAGCUUCAAGUGCUCGUUUGGGUAUUUAUAGUAAAGUUAAUGCUCCUGCAGUGAAGGUUGUGGAAUUAAGUCAUCUUGGAGUUUCUCGUGGCAAGUAUUACCUAAGUUUUCUACAACGUGGUAUGCAGGGAAAUCGUCCACCUAUGUUAAAAGGUGUGGUUGAUGUUGUUAUUGGUGGUAGUUCUCUUCGUGUUUAUAUACCUAAGGAACACUUCCAAAUACCUGUGAAGGUUGCAGGUAUUAUUACUCCUAUGGGAGCUGUAAGUGGAUCAGAAAAUCCUGAUCCAUGUGCUGAGGAAUCAAAAGCUUUUGCUGUAAGUUUAUUACAGCAAAUGGAAGUAGAGAUUCAGGUACAUACUGUUGAUAAAGUGGGUAAUUUUAUUUCUACAGUUUAUCUUCAAGAUGGCACUAAUUUUGCUGUUGCUACAGUAGAAGCAGGAUUGGGAACAGUAGCUAAUGCAGAACGUUUACCAUAUCUUCAGCAACUUAUUGAUGCAGAACGAAAGGCCCAAAGUGAAAAGAAGAACAUAUGGGCAAGUAAUUCAACAAUUCCCCAACGAGCUGCAAAAUUAGAAGCAGAACGAAAUGCUAAUGGUAUUAAAUCAUAUACUCGUUCUACUGGACCACGUGCAGAAUUUAUCUCAUAUACCUUAUCGGAAGUGGGUGAUGAUGGUUAUUCUGUUUAUUUGCAGGAUAAUACAGAAGAAGCGGAGAAUAUGAUGGCUACUCUUCAAGAUCUUGCUAAACAAGCUUCAACAAUUGGUGGUGAAUACCAUCCGAAGCGUGGAGAAUUGGUUGUUGCACAGUAUAAAGCAGAUAAGACUUGGAAUCGUGCUAAAGUUCUUCAUGCGAAAAAGGAUGAUGAGAUCGUGACUGUACUUUUUGUUGAUUUUGGAACAAAAUCUGAAGUACGUGUAAAAGAUAUUCGUCAUAUUCCUCGAGGUCCAGAGUUUGCAAUAGCGCGUGAUACUGCUCCACUUGCACGUUUGGUAUCUCUUGCAUACUUGAAGAAGAAAGUUCCCUCCCAGGAGAGUAACAUUGGUUAUGCCUGUGAUACUGUAUAUGACUAUACUGAUGGUCCUGUAAUUGCGAAGGAGGUCUACCAUGACGGACAGGGAAACCUCUAUUACACAGUAACUGUUAAUGAAAAUGUUGCUUCACUGAGUGAGACCCUGUUGCAGCGGGGGUAUGCAUUGCUUGACAGUACUGCACAGAGUGUUGAUCCAAAUGAUUAUAAGCGUCACGAAGCCGCACAGGCAGUCGCUCGUCGUGGACAUAAAGGGAUGUGGCAAUAUGGUGAUAUUGAUGAUGAAAGUGACGACGAUUGA